This is a messenger RNA of Schistocerca gregaria, 685 nucleotides long. RefSeq lists its product as uncharacterized. The record is from RefSeq and is a predicted model, not a curated record. Lineage: Eukaryota; Metazoa; Arthropoda; Insecta; Orthoptera; Acrididae. The transcript is spliced from 5 exons. The coding region runs from base 35 to 559 and encodes 174 amino acids. Gene Ontology annotation, cellular component: COPI vesicle coat. Gene Ontology annotation, biological process: intra-Golgi vesicle-mediated transport; intracellular protein transport; retrograde vesicle-mediated transport, Golgi to endoplasmic reticulum.
AAUUCUCUUUAGACACGCGUGAAGUCCGAAGCCUAUGUCUUUUUACUCGGUUAAAGCCCUGCUCAUUUUGGACAGCGUAUCUGGAACGCGAGUCGUCGCAAAGUAUUUCUCCUUUGACGAUAAGUUGACAAAGAGAAAUGAGCAGCUCGAGUUUGAAAAGUCUCUGUUUGCCAAAAUAAAUACACAAAGAGCGGAAAUUACGUUUUUGGACGAAUACGUUGCGUUGUACAAGGCGGUAUCCGAUUUUACGGUUUGCGUUAUCGGAACGGCGGAAGAAAACGAGAUCAUCUUGUUGAGCACGCUGAACAUCAUCAUAGAGGCUUUGACUCUCCUGCUGGGAGAGCAGAUAGACAAGCGGGUUUUGGUUGACCAUUUGGACUGCAUACUUUUGAUAUUUGAUGAGAUAGUUGACGAUGGCAUUAUUUUUGAGUUGGAUUUGAAAGAGAUUAUAGAUCGGAUUUCGAUAGGGGGAAGUAGCGAGGGGAGCUUGGGCGAGCAGAUCGUUUCGGAGGCGGUGAAGACCCUGAGAAAGCACGCGAGGAAUCUCUUGAUGGGAUGAGGCGUGCGGGAGGCGGGCGGCUUUACACGCGAGAGGAGCAAGGUGUGAUUUGACGAAAUAAAAAGAAAGAGGUGGUGGGAGAAAGAGUCGGGGGGUGCCGCGAUUAGGGUGUUUAUGUGCGUUUUU